AUGGCAGGGAAGUACCUUCACGAUAGAAAGUCCUCUUCUCAGCAAGCCCGUAUAACUCUUCAAUAUAAGUCCACCAGCCGAUAUGAGUCUUUGACCAUGGAACAAUUGAGAACGGAAGGAAUAGACCACCCAGAUGUAUUCAACAAGGACAUAGCUACCCAUGUCGUCACUGGGAUUCAGAACUUUUCCAAUCGAGUCACAUGCAUCAGUCGCAGUGGAGGAACCAGAAAACAAGAAGCGUAUCUGCUUCGCUGUACUCAUAAUGGCGACAUCCUCCUUCCGAAAAACCCGACCACCUUCCAAGAAGCCCUCAAGGUAUAUGAAGAACUCCCGACGCUCUCCGGGAAAGGCAGUCUACCAAAACGAAUAUAUCUCUUUCCACUUCAUAAGCUGUACAACAGAGCUGCAAAAUUGAUUCGGGAAAUUAACACUGGAAUUAUCCAAGAUGUGGAAGAGAUUCUAGAAUCCUUGCAUGUCAUGAAAGUUAAGGCGAACGAUUUGGCGAAAUCCAAGGUGUGCAAUUACUUCUCGGGUAUCCAUUCUCAGUUGGAUGUAUUCUGUUCACACCUGGACAGAUUCAAGGCAAAUUUCCAAGAAAGUCCAAUGCUAAAAUCAGUUCGCAGUUCCAGCACCGAAGAAACUUCCCUCUCCCAUCUCAUCCAGCAAAAGCUAGCCACUCCUUUCAAUCAGGAAAAACUCUCCUCCUGGCUGACAGGAAAAGAGAAGGUGAAAAGCAUCCUGGAACGGUACCUUGUAUUCUUCAAGGAAGUCACCUACGCCUUUUCCCCUUGUGAAUUUUGUACCGCUGUAAACGACCUGAGGAUGAAUGCCCUCUGCUUCAUCUUCCAAGUCGUCCCAAAAACAAAUGCAGUUUUGGAACUGAUGUCCGAAUAUUUGAAGCGAAAAGACAUUGGCAGCUCCUGUUUGGAGAAGGGAAUCCCCAAAAAUUGGUAUGAGGAUCGAAAAAUCGUGCAGACAUUGCAAGGAGCCUCCUGCAAUUUUUUAGCUUUUUUCAAUGCUAACAAGUCUCAGAAUCACUUGAAGUUCGUAGUGACAGAGGAAAGUCAUGUAAAUAAGUCUCAUGACAUCCUUCUUUAUGAAGCAGGGGUUCCAACACCUUUCGUUCCACCGGGGAAGCCGCAAGGCCUAAAGGUUCUCGCUGUUAAACACGAUACCUUGAAACUUUCAUGGGAACCGCCCACCUAUGGAACGGAAUCAGAGGAACGAUACUUGGUGUCCUUUAGACCAUUCGAGUGUCAAGAGAAAUGGCAUGAGCAAAAGAUAAAUGAGAAGAAGGAAGAUGCCCUAAUCAUUGGCCUCACUCCUAAAACAAAGUACGAGUGGAAGGCUCGAAGUAUUUGCUCAGUUGGUGAGAGCGAGGACAGUGAAAUGAAUGGGCCAAUCGAGAUGGAAGAUUUCCAUCCGAUUCGGCUGGCUGAGAAGCUUCUCCAACAAUCCGAACUCAUUGAAGACAUCAAGGAUCAGGGAACAAACAAGUUGAUGAAGUAUGAGGUUGGCGAACCCGUCUUCCCACGGAAGCCUGAGAGGACAAUUCUGGUAGUUGGUGCAACUGGAUCAGUUGACACACCCGGAUUUGGGGAUACGUCUGGAAUUAUGGCCGACAGGGAAAUCGUUCGCCAGAUGGAGGAAUUCUUUAACAGGAGAGGUCCUCUUUGCAUCGAGCAAGUGGAAGCUGUUGGAUUUGUCAUCCAGGCACCUGAAGCACGGCUGACACCCACUCAGAAAUACAUAUUUGAUUCCAUCCAGGCUAUUUUUGAAAAGGAUGUGGCGGCCACCUACCAGUUGAUGCUGACUUUCGCUGACGGCAAUCGCUCACCUGCUUUGGAUGUCGGAAAGGCGGCGAAUAUCCCCCAUACGUCAGUGUACAAGUUCAACAAUGCAGCAGUAUUUGCUAGCAAGGAUGAAGAAAAUUUUGAAUUUAAUACGUUGAUGUGGAAGAUGGGCAUGAAAAGCUUCACAUCCUUCUUCAAAAAGUUCGCAAUGGCAAAACCACUGGAGGAGCUGCGACAAGAGAAGGAUGUUCUGGAGAAAUUUGAAGAACAAGUAGAUGCAAGCAAGAACUUCAAGUUCAUAAUCAAGGAGAUGCGUCAGCAGAAAAUCCCCUUGGAGAAGGGUGUAUUUUUGACCAAUUGCCUCAAAUGCAGUUUUACAUGCCACUUGCCGUGCGGGAUUGCUCAAAACGAUAAGAAGCACAAAUGCUCGGCGAUGAAGAAAGGCUUUUGCAAAGUUUGUCCUCUUAAAUGCGAAUGGAAAGCACACGUCAACAACCCGUACAAAUUCGCACGGCAGGAAGUGGAAGUGGAGAAAACGUCCGAGGAUCUUAAGAAACGCUACGAGGAUGGCAUAAAAGGAAAGGUAACAGUCAAGCAAAUCAUCGAGAAGCUUAAUGAAAAUUUUCUAAUGGCAGAGCGUCAAGUGUGCCAAAUGAUUCUCGAGGCUCAUGAGUCUCUGCAGAAGCUGGAGGAGAUCGCCUUGAAAACCGACCCCUUGUCGGCAUUGGAAUAUUACGACUUGCUCAUAGAAUCGGAGAUGCAGCAAAAUAAGCCAGGAUACGCUGAGAGAGUAAAAAUACUUCAAGAAGAAAGGGAACAAUUCGAGUUGUUCUUGCAAGUCCGCAACGGACAUGACCCAUUCGGAGAAUACAGGAACGCAGGGCUGGCGCCUAAGGAACCCUAUUUUGAAAUUUGGAAGAGCUCAUAA
Messenger RNA from Darwinula stevensoni, 2721 nucleotides. NCBI's taxonomy places the organism in Eukaryota, Metazoa, Arthropoda, Ostracoda, Podocopida, Darwinulidae. The record is from the annotation of a GenBank genome assembly.